Molecule: messenger RNA, 1143 nt
Organism: Ilyonectria robusta
Lineage: Eukaryota; Fungi; Ascomycota; Sordariomycetes; Hypocreales; Nectriaceae
Product: 37S ribosomal protein S10, mitochondrial
Exons: 3
Coding region: 111-833 (240 amino acids)
Biological process (GO): translation
Cellular component (GO): small ribosomal subunit; mitochondrion; ribosome
Molecular function (GO): structural constituent of ribosome
Source: RefSeq, a predicted model, not a curated record
AGUCCGUGUUAGAGUACCCAAGUGGUCCGUGCACCGAUGUUCAGUUUUCUGGUGGUAGACUUGGGAGCAAUUUUGAACCUCAUCAUUGUCAAUGUGAAGGCACAUGCAGGAUGCUGCGCCCAACUUUUCGGUCCCUGGUGCGCCUUCCGGCCGAGGCGCAAUGGAUUGCCCGCCGACCUCAGAGCACUUUGGCAUCGCCUGCCGACUUAGUCCCUAAUAAAGUUGAGGCCACCGACUCCAAGGCCAACGGCAAGGAGACGAUGCGCUACCCUAGGUCGAUCGAGGCGCUGCACUUGAAGCCGCUGAAGCGAGAGGCCCAGUAUGGGAUUCCGUCGUGUGACCUGCAGCUUCGCUCCUAUAGCAUCCAACCACUCGAGUUCUUUUCCGACUUUGCUCUGCGAGCUGCCUAUUACCUCGGUUUGCCCGCUUACGGUCCCGUUCCGCUACCCCGAAUCACCGAGCGGUGGACGGUCCCCAAGAGUCACUUCAUCUUCAAGAAGGCACAGGAGAACUUCGAGCGAAAAACCCUGCGCCGCCUGAUUCAGAUCCGCGACGGAGACCCUGAGACGGUACAGCUGUGGCUUGCGUAUCUGCGCAAGCACCAAUACUACGGCGUGGGUAUGAAGGCCAACGUAUGGGAGUUCAGCAAACUCGGCGUUGGCAAGGAGAUGGACGCGCUCUCGGAGGAACAGCAAGGCCAGAUUGAGUCGAAGUGGGCGCACCUCGGCCAGACCAAGACGGUUGGCACCGUCGAGAAGGUGGAGGAGCUACUCAACACGCGACGAUUCCGAGAGGCUGCUGGCCUGAGGGAGCCGCCUACGACCAACGUGUAGGAGGCGCAAAGCAGGAGGCCACAUAAGGAACACCCUUUUCCAAGAAGAAAUGACUUGCUACCCGGGAUGAAUGGCCAUGUUGCCGGUGGGGGAGAAUAGUAUAUCUAUCAUUUUGUGUACAAUAGGCUGUCGGGGAGGACUUGAGCUUUUGUAAAAUCAACCUCAGGGGAUAAACGAAAGGCGCCUGUUACGAUGAGUUUCUGCUUUCUGUAUGCCUACUCUAUAUGUCUCUUAAGAAUGCUAAUCCUCAUGGUCAGCUGAUACGUAGCUUGUCACCGGUUCAUCAUCCCCAAUUCCGCGUGGGCCAAGG